UUUGAUCUCUAAAUCAAUUUAACAUCGCUCUUUCUCUCUUCACUGGGAAAACCCUACCAGAGCUUCCACGACCAAUUAUCCACUAUGUUUGGUUUUGAUUCGUGAACUGAAGCUAUGCGCGAAGUUAUUGUUCACUUCUGAGACUGUUCAUAGCCAAAUCGUUCUGUAAAAGCUUCGAUUUAGGUUUUUGUUUCUGGAAUUGGGGUUUGUAGGUUGCUGAUACUCGUGCUACGAACUCCUUGACGGAGUGAGGAAAGGUUGUUCGGUGGAUACCAAGAAGUCCGGACAGUUCGUUGUUCACCUGCGACUGUCUUUCCCAAUCUCCUGCUUUCAUCCGGCUAUGAUGAGGAAGAUGCAGGGGUCUGUGACCAGGUCCCGGUUUGCUAUCCCGGCAGACACAUAUGAGGAGUUCCCAGCUCUAUCUGAUGGAAUCCGUGUGAAGAAGACUGCAAAACUAACUGAUGUUGCAUCUUUAACUCUCCUGCUCUGCUCUACUCCCAUUACCUCAGUCUUCACUAUCCCCACAUAUUCAUCAACUGCAGAAGAUGGCAGCACAAUCAAUGAAAGUAAGUUUUCUUCUCCUUCACGGUUCCAUUUUUUUUUUCUUUUUUCAGCAUCUACUUCUUAUGAACUCGAUACAAGUCAAACAUAUAUAUUUGUAAACUACUUAACUACCAAUAUAGUCGUCUAUCAUGUGUGACUCUCCUCAUUAUUCCAUUUCCUAAUCAUUUAAUUAGACAAUAUUUUCCAUUUUCCUUAUUAUUGUUCCAUUUAUCAGCAUUUUCUUAUUUAAUAUUUUUAUUCAUGUACACUCCAUGUAAUCUAAUAAUCAGUGAAUAGUUUCAUGAAGUGUACUGUAUAAAUAAUAUCUGCCUUGUACAUUUACAGGACAUGAAAAGUCAACUUCAGGCACAGGUCCUGAAGCUGCCAAAUCAGCAAAAACAGAACCGGCUUGAAAACAAAAUUACUUGGCUCAUGAAAAUGAUGCAAAUGCAUGACUUUAUUUUGGUGAGUCAUGACUUUAUUUUUUAGAAUCAUGACUUUAUUUUAUAGAAUCAUGACUUUAUUUUUUAGAAACAUGACUUUUUAAUGUAGUUGGUUCAAACCAUUAUAUACAUCAUGUUUGAUACUUGCAUAAUAGUAUAUGUGAUAUAUUCUAAGUAAUGCGCCUUAUAUGAGUCAGGUGAGCGUUUUUUUGCACCUUGCGCCUCACAACUUUGACUACCUUGCUAGAAACUAUUUAUUGUCAUACUCUUAAUGAAAUAUAGGUCAUUGUAAAUCAGUUUAAUACUUAUAAUGUCCUAAUAUAACUUCCAGUCUUCCACAUGUGCAUUAAGGCUCCACAAGAGUUGAGCAUGUACAUCAAAACUUUAGUGCACCACUGCACCAUUCCAGGACAAAAAAACAGAGAUAGUACAAUACUAAGAAAUUGAAAAUAUGAUAUGAUAUAUUUUCAAACCAUUAUCAUAACAACACUGCAAAAUUAGGAGUUUGAACGAUGAAAGGUUCACCAUCAUCUUCAAUAUCAGACACCUUUGUUCCAUCAUUUUCACUUCCCUCUGGUUGUGCAUUCACAUUAUUGACCACAACUUUGUUUUUUUUCCUGUCCAAUACUCCAAUGUUUCAGGUUCAGAGGCUACAUCUAAUGCGGUUGGAUAACCAUGUGCUUCAGAUAUCACAUGAGAAAGAACAAUGCCCUUAGAUUCUGAUGACUUUGAGUUUUUUUGUCUGAGACGAUCCAUUCCCGCUGUCAACAGCCUGCAUUUUACCAGACUUUUUCUUUUUUGGUUUCUUCUCUAUGGAUUUCUUAACUUCACAUGAUGCAGUACUCUUCGUGUCCUUCAGAGAAGAUGACUCAACAUCCUUCAUUUCAUUAUUUACCACGGAC
Molecule: messenger RNA, 1888 nt
Organism: Cuscuta epithymum
Lineage: Eukaryota; Viridiplantae; Streptophyta; Magnoliopsida; Solanales; Convolvulaceae
Source: the annotation of a GenBank genome assembly